AUGGCCAAGCUCGAUCAAUUACCAACCGAGGUGCUGCUUGUAAUCAUCGGCCUGGUCCAAUCUAACCGAGACUUCUUGGCUUUCUCGCGAACCAGUCGCUCUUUUCACAAUAUCACCAAAAACGAAUUGCCUCUGAGACGAAAAUAUCGUCGCAUCCGGAUCAAAGAAAACACAGACUUUGACAAGGCAUUUAAUAUUUUGAUCUCUAUCUUGCGGCGUCCCCAGCUUGGUGACUUUGUUCGCCAUAUUGAAUUUGACCAAGCUCCCAGGACAUACAUUAACUAUGAAAUCAACUCCAUUGGUCUGAAAGAGCUUAAGGAUGAAGAUUCGGAGAGAUUGCGGAUUGCUGUCCAAAAUGCCGGCUUCACGGGCGAAUAUGCUGAGAAUGUGAUCAACAUGGCCUUACAGCCGAGUUUUCUUCUAUCCGAGCAUUCUGGAACUGUUCAUAAUCAAUUGCGGCCUGCCUGGGUCGCCCAGGCACUCACGGCGCUGCUGGUCUCUGUGUCUCCAUACUUGGAGACCAUGACAGCAAGCCAAAUUAUGCCCAAUUUCACUGUAUAUAAUUAUGGAGGCACGACAGAAGAUAUAAUACGGUUUCCACUUGAGAAGGUACUCAUAGAGACUAACGCUCAUCCAGAAGGAAAACCUUACCUACAAAAUCUGCGUUCUGUGGAUAUCCUUCCCCAUCAAGGUGACUUCUGGGAAGACGAGCGAACCUACCAUGAGGUUGAUAUCUUUGGUAUGAUUUCUUUGAUCAACCAACUACCAUCCAUGGAGCAAAUUGGUAUCGAUGGUGCGAUCGAGGAUGAAAAUGGGCUUCAAGAUCUUGUUCCAUCCGCGUCGAAUAUCAGUCGAAUCCGCAUCAACCACUCGAAUUUCGAAACCUGGUUCCUCUCGCCUCUCAUUAAUUCAUGUAAAGUUCUGAGAGAAUUUCACUAUACUAUAGAUGGCUGUGGCAGUCCUGAUGGCUCAUAUGCCUCUUUCAAUCCUCGGACUUUCCUCAAAGCGAUGCUGAGUCACAAGGCCACUUUGGAGAUUCUGCACAUUGAUGCAGAUAGUGUCUGCGAUUUUAUUGAUAUGGGAGAGUAUAACGAUCAUUGGCAGGUUGACCGCGAUGAGAAGGAACAAGCACCAUCUCAUAUUGAACCACAGGGACUUUGGGAGCGUACCGGUUCUUUGCGUGAUUUCUCGGCAUUGACUCAAUUAAAUAUCGGUAUCGGUAUUCUCUUGUUCUUAACGUUAGGCACUCAAGGCAUGGAAACCGAGAACCCUGACUGCUCUCCGUCGUUCGACGAGGUUGUGCUCGCGGAUUCUUUGCCAGACACGCUUGAAUCACUAGUCAUCAUAGGGUAUGAGAAAGGGGUUCGGCAAGACUUUGACAAAAUUGUCGAACAAUUCAUGGCCGAUAAAGACACAAAGCUACCUAAUCUGAAGCACGUCAGCGGUGUUGAAGAAAUGAUCGAGAGGGCCCCAAAGGUCGACUAUCCAGACGAGGAGAGCGAGCCCUGGUGGGAGGAAGAGGAGUGGUCAGAGUACGAAUACUGA
Messenger RNA from Talaromyces marneffei, 1545 nucleotides. RefSeq lists its product as uncharacterized. The coding region runs from base 1 to 1545 and encodes 514 amino acids. The transcript has 2 exons. Lineage: Eukaryota; Fungi; Ascomycota; Eurotiomycetes; Eurotiales; Trichocomaceae. The record is from RefSeq and is a predicted model, not a curated record. Gene Ontology annotation, molecular function: protein binding.